AUGCAUUUGUUUCAUGAAAUAACUAAAAAAGGUGGUAUACAACCGAAUGUGAUCACUUACAGCACCAUGCUACAGGGAUUGUUUAAAGCUAGACGUUGUGAAGCUGCAUGCAAACUCUUUAACAAGAUGCAGGCACACAACCUGAUUCCAGAUGAAAUCACUUACACAAUUGUUUUGGAGGGUCUUUGCAACAACAAUCAAGUGGAGAAAGCACUCUCUUUAUUCUAUUUGAUAGGUGACAACAAGCUAAAUUCAAAUAUAAAGGUGUACAAUAUACUCAUUGAUGGUGCAAGUAAAAAUGGGAAGUUUGAUAUUGCAAGGAACAUUUUCAAUGACCUAACUGGUAAAGGUUUGCAACCGGACGUUCGGACAUAUACUGUGAUGAUCAAAGGUGUUUUUCGGGAAGGUGUUUUUGGGGAAGCCAAAGAAAUGUUUUUUGAAAUGGAAAAGAGAGGCUGCUCACCAGAUGAUGUGACUUACCGGAUUCUUCUCCAAGGAUUUCUAAAGAACCAACAACAUGAUAUGGUAGAAAUGCUUCUACAUGAAAUGGAAGGAAAAGGUUUCUCACUUGAUGCUUCAACUGUAGAAAUGUUACUUCAUUAUAUAAAAACUAGUUGUUUAGAUGCUUCUUUGCUUAAGUUGAUUGGUAAGCUUGUGCCAAAGGAAGCAGUGGAUGCUCCUUGUUUUACAGUGUAG
Messenger RNA from Lactuca saligna, 696 nucleotides. The record is from the annotation of a GenBank genome assembly. NCBI's taxonomy places the organism in Eukaryota, Viridiplantae, Streptophyta, Magnoliopsida, Asterales, Asteraceae.